Manihot esculenta (cassava) is the source of this 1872-nucleotide messenger RNA. Its product is annotated as pantothenate kinase 1. Gene Ontology annotation, biological process: coenzyme A biosynthetic process. NCBI's taxonomy places the organism in Eukaryota, Viridiplantae, Streptophyta, Magnoliopsida, Malpighiales, Euphorbiaceae. The transcript is spliced from 10 exons. Gene Ontology annotation, molecular function: pantothenate kinase activity; ATP binding. Gene Ontology annotation, cellular component: nucleus; cytosol. Bases 332 to 1537 code for a protein of 401 amino acids. The record is from RefSeq and is a predicted model, not a curated record.
GGUCUUUUUGACAAAAAUUAUGUCUUCUGCGGAUAAGAACCGUCCAUUUACAUGGCGGGUCAGUAAUGGAUUUGACGCUGGAAACAGGGAAGAAGGGUUGUUUCAGUUUCUGGAUAUAUAUAUCAACUCUUUGUGAUACAUUCAUAAUACCCAGUUCAAUUUCUUGACAGAAAGGUUGAGGAAAAUGGAUCUAAGACGCAAUGAAAAUGAUGGGAAUUCAGAACCCACCCAAUUCCCUGCUCAAAUUUCUCAUUUGGCCCUCGAUAUUGGAGUAGCUGGAGUAUGAGGAGAAGCAUUCAAGUGAAGUGAAAAUGGAUGCUACUCUUGCUAAAUGAUUAUUAUUAGUUGGGGUGUGUUCACUAUAAUAACAAAAUUCUUGCUUUCAGGAUCUCUGAUCAAGGUGGUUUAUUUCUCAACAAGUAGAGAUAAUUGUAUUGAUUGUGAGGGGGAGAGCUCUGCAAAUGAUACCCUUAGACUUUUCAGUGGUAAUUGCAAGCAUCCUGUUCUUCAAGGAAGGCUCCAUUUUGCAAAGUUUGAGACAAGCAAAAUCAAAGAUUGUUUGGAGUUUAUUAGUUCCAAGGAACUUCACCUUGGUGGUUUCCAGCAUCAUGAAAAUCCUUCCAAGGACAGGAAAUUUAUUAAGGCCACAGGUGGUGGGGCAUACAAAUUUGCUGAACUUUUCAAAGAAAACCUUGGGAUUGAUCUUGACAAGGAAGAUGAAAUGGAUUGUCUUGUGGCAGGAGCAAAUUUUUUGCUUAAGGCAGUACAUCGUGAAGCUUAUACAUUCAUGGAUGGCCAGAAGGAAUUUGUGCAGAUUGACCAAAGUGAUCUCUACCCAUAUCUACUUGUGAAUAUAGGAUCUGGUGUUAGCAUGAUCAAGGUAGAUGGAGAUGGUAAAUUUGAGCGAGUUAGUGGAACAAAUGUUGGAGGCGGCACCUUUUGGGGUUUGGGAAGGUUAUUAACAAAGUGCAAGAGUUUUGAUGAGUUGUUGGAGCUAAGUCAUCAGGGGAAUAACCGAGCGAUAGAUAUGCUUGUCGGGGAGAUCUACGGUGGAAUGGAUUAUUCCAAGAUUGGCCUUUCAUCAACAACUAUUGCUUCCAGCUUUGGGAAGGCUGUUUCUGACAAUAAAGAGCUUGAAGAUUACAAGCCUGAAGAUGUUGCCCGGUCUCUUCUUAGGAUGAUUUCAAAUAAUAUUGGACAGAUCUCUUACUUGAAUGCACUGCGGUUCGGGCUCAAGAGAAUUUUUUUUGGAGGAUUUUUCAUACGGGGUCAACCUUAUACCAUGGACACAAUUUCUGUUGCAGUUCAUUUCUGGUCCAAAGGAGAGGCAAAAGCCAUGUUUUUGCGGCAUGAAGGAUUUCUGGGAGCUCUAGGAGCGUAUGUGAGCUAUGCAAAGCAUAGCAAUGAUAACGUGGUGUGUAAUCAAUCAACGCAACUCCCUGUCAGUGCAUCAUAUGCUGCAGAUCCAAAUUAUAACCCACUAAGUGGGGAUUUUAACGAUAAUGAAAGUAUACAAUGCAGUGUGUAUGCAGCUUGACAUUCGCAGUGCCUCUCUUGUCUCUUGUAUACUUAGGCAGGUUUGAGAAAGUUGUAAAAUUUGUAUACACAGUUGAAACACACAGAACUAAUAAUUUAUAUCAGAAAGAUCGUAGGACUGAUACCAUCAAGUAUCAGCAGAAGCGUAAAAGGGUUCCUGGGGAGUCAAAAUGAAACCUUGUUACUUUACCUGAUUGCUUGUGUAACAUGUAUCUAGAUUUUGUUGUAGUCUAAAACCAUAUUCUGUAGAUUCAAAUAAACACUGUAUCUCAAUUGUUUAGUUAAUACGAUUUCUUACAGCAUUAGAGAUCUUCUCUACUGCUAUUCCCAAUUUUA